AUGGCUGAACCCGAGGUGGAGGCGGCCGCAGCCACAGCGAUGGAAACCGAGGCGCCUGCAGCAGCCGGUCAGAAGAGGGAGCGGGAGGAAGGAAGUGAUCCUGCUGGUGAUGGCGGCGAGGCGGCGACGGAGGAAGCGGCGGCGGCUAAGAAGCCGAAGGUAGAGGAGGAGGCCAAGGAAGCAGAGGAAGCGGGGGAGGGGAAGGCAGAGGAGACGGAGGAGGGGAAGGCAGAGGAGGCGGAGGAGGGGAAGACAGAGGAGGCGAAUGAGGAGAAGGCAGUGGAGGCGGAUGGCAAACCUGUGAAGCUGGGGCCGAAAGAGUUCGCCUCGGCCGUCGAGAUGUUCGACUACUUCUUCGCUCUGCUCCACUCCUGGACGCCGCAGCUUGAGUUCAAUAAGUAUGAACAAAUGGUGUUGGAAGAUUUGCUGAAGAAAGGCCAUGCUGAACCUGCUAAGAAGAUUGGGGCAGGAGUCGAAGCAUUUGAGAUACGCAACCACCCGGUGUGGCAAAGCCGCUGCUUCUUUGUCCGCAGGAUUGAUGGAUCCGCAGAUGACUUCAGCUUCCGCAAAUGCGUCGACAACAUACUGCCUCUCCCUGAGGACAUGAAGAUCGGCAAUGGCAAGAAGUCUGGUGGCCACCACAAGGGUGGCGGCGGUGGGGGGCGGGGAGGAGGAGGAGGACGCGGGGGAGGUGGCCGUGGCGGCUGGCGCGGUGGGCGCGGCCGGGGCAGGAGGGGAGGGUAG
Miscanthus lutarioriparius is the source of this 744-nucleotide messenger RNA. The record is from the annotation of a GenBank genome assembly. Lineage: Eukaryota; Viridiplantae; Streptophyta; Magnoliopsida; Poales; Poaceae.